AUGCUCCUGGCAGAUGUUCCUGGCAAGAAAGCUGUUUUGAGGGAAAGCAAUUUCAUCAGCAUCCUUGAGGGGAUCAAAGGGGGGAUGCUGAAGAGCAUCAACAACCAUGAGUUCUUGACUGAAACAACACUGCCAGAAUUUUUGAAACAGCUCACAAACAUCACCAUCACCUUCAGUAAUCAAGUGGCUGGAUCUCCUAACAACAUUAAGGCCAUUGUCAAAAUACUCACCAAUGUAGCCAACAUAUCAUCGUCAUUAGAUAUCUCAAUUAGCAGUGUUUCAAUGAAGAAUGUCCUGAUUACUGCAGGGAUCCUUAGCUCCAAUAAAACAAAGGAUUCAUGGAACCGUCUGAACAUCGAUGAUGCCAAAAACAUCUCACAUAACAACUCAGAACCUGAAAGUUCCAGUGGUGAUAUCAAUAAUAUCUCUCUCACAUUUGAUAUUUUUAUCUCUACACUGGGGAACCCUGAAUGUGUCUUCUGGAACUUCAGCCUCUUUGAUGGUCUUGGAGGAUGGGACAAUGAGGGCUGUGAGGUCGUGUUAAACAUAAAUGAAACAGGAACUGUGACCUGCAGCUGCAACCACCUGACCUCAUUCUCUAUCCUCAUGUCACCAAACAGUCCAAAGAAACUUUAUCUGGACAUUAUAACCUACAUUGGAGUUGGUCUGUCCAUGGGUUCUUUGGUCAUAUGUCUCAUCAUUGAAGCCCUCAUAUGGAGAAAAAUCAGAAGGAAUGAAACUUCUUACUUGCGUCAUGUUUCCAUUGUCAACAUUGCCGUGUCUCUCCUGAUUGCAAACAUCUGGUUUAUAAUUGGAGCGGCCAUUUCAGAUGCAGAUGUGAAAAACCCCCCAGCAUGCACUGCAGCUACCUUUUUUAUCCACUUUUUCUACCUAGCCCUGUUCUUCUGGAUGUUGGCCUCAGCUCUGCUGCUGCUCUACCGUAUGCUGGCCAUUGGAUUCAUUCUAGGCUACGGGGCUCCUCUCAUCAUUGCAACAAUAACUAUUGCUGCAACUGCACCUGCCAAUGGAUAUAUCCGAGAAAAUACAAUCUGCUGGCUCAACUGGGAAAAGUCCAAGGCUCUACUGGCAUUUGUGAUUCCUGCACUUUUAAUAGUGGUCAUAAACCUCAUUAUCCUGGUUGUAAUGGUGUACAAAAUUGUUAGAAGAAGGGUCGGGGCGAAUGCUGCACAAGCAGAUGAGAGGCACGUUCUGAAAGUUAUUGCCAAGAGUGCGGUCAGAAAUGGCAGCCUGGUCACAAACCUCCCGAAGCACCAGAAGUGGGUCAAGGAGCACCACUGCUGGAAACUCAUCAAGUGUAUUUGCACUUUUGAGGAACUGGAGACGAGGAAGAGGUAUACCAACAGUUAA
Archocentrus centrarchus (flier cichlid) is the source of this 1368-nucleotide messenger RNA. Its product is annotated as adhesion G protein-coupled receptor F5-like. The transcript is spliced from 7 exons. Gene Ontology annotation, cellular component: membrane. The record is from RefSeq and is a predicted model, not a curated record. NCBI's taxonomy places the organism in Eukaryota, Metazoa, Chordata, Actinopteri, Cichliformes, Cichlidae. Gene Ontology annotation, molecular function: G protein-coupled receptor activity. Bases 1 to 1368 code for a protein of 455 amino acids. Gene Ontology annotation, biological process: cell surface receptor signaling pathway; adenylate cyclase-activating G protein-coupled receptor signaling pathway.